UACCGGUGUUCGUUAAAACGAGUCAUCCCUGUAUAUUUGCUGGUAUCAAACGCCCCACACUGUAAAUUGAGUCAAAAACUGUGUUGUUUUACUCGCAUAAACUUGUUAACCAGGGUAGAUGAUUCGUAACUGGAUUCGUGUGUGAUAAGUGCUACGGUGAUAACAAACCUAAUUACUCUCAAACACGCCAAACUGUGCUGAGCUGAUUGCUAAUUUUUUAGUCGCUGCUUGUUGAAGCACUUGAAAAGAUUUACACACAGUUGAGGUCCGCUGUGAUUUGCCACUCUCAAGUCAAGUGAUGGAUUCCGGAGAUGAAAACAGUCAAUACAUCAUCAGCGGAGGGCCCGUACCGGAGAAUCUUACCGAAGGAUGUGGUUCGUUGGGAGCAUUCCUGAGAAAUCGGCUGCGGCUCAACGGAAACGACGUAGCUGUUAUCGAUGGAAUUUACGGCACCGAACUUCGCUACCUGGACCUGCUGGAACAAGCCGCUCGAUUGGGUGAAUGUCUACGAGUGCAAGCAGGGAUAAAGGUUGGAGAUGUCGUCGGAAUCAUCAGUGAAAAUCGACUCGAGUUCCCACCGGUCUUAUUUGCAUCAUUUUUCCUCGGAGCGACGGUUGCCCCUAUCAAUCUGACUUACACCGAACGUGAACUGGAGCACGCUUUCAACCUGUCCAAGCCGAAAAUAAUAUUCGUCUCUCCACACUCGGUGGACCGGGUAGUGGCGGCCGCCCGGAAAAAUCGACACAUCGUUCAAAGAAUUAUCCUGUUUGGCGAAGAAAAUCCUUUUCCGAACGAUGUGCAGCUGUACGACGACUUCCAAGCUCCGGUUUCGAACGUAAACCCUCUGAGCUUUGACAUUUGCCCGGUGGACAUAGAUGACCAUGUGGCGUUGAUAAUGUGUUCCUCGGGGACAACCGGACUGCCCAAAGGAGUACAACUGACUCAAGCCAACGUGAUUCAUAGCAUUUCACUGUUGAAGGAAACUUCGCAACUAUUGGAACCACCACCUGGAGGAAUUGUGCUGCUAGGAGUUAUACCCUGGUUCCACGCGUAUGGUUGUUUGACACUUAUUAACGUGAUCAGCAAUAAAAUGAAACUGGUUUCACUUCCAAAGUUCGAAGAAGGCCUUUUUCUGAGCUGCAUAGAACAUUACCAGUGUACAUUGGUUUUUGUGGUGCCUCCGUUGGUCGUAUUUCUAGCCAAACAUCCGCUGGUAGAUAGCUACGAUCUAUCCAGUAUCCAUACUCUGCUAUGUGGGGCAGCUCCAUUGAGCAAGGAAACCGAAGAUCUGGUAAAGCAGCGGCUCAACGUUCAAUAUGUUCGACAGGGCUACGGAAUGAGUGAAACUACACUUGCAACAUUGAUUCAGAAUGGAGAUGAUCAUAAAUCGGGAAGCGUGGGGAAAGUCCAGGUGGGCACAUUUGCUAAGGUGAUUGAUCUGGUAACGGGAAAAACGUUGGGGCCUAACCAACACGGGGAGCUUUGCUUCAAAGGAUCGCAAAUUAUGAAGGGUUAUGUCGGAAACGAAAAAGCAACCGGCGAAACGAUCGAUAAGGACGGUUGGUUGCAUUCCGGUGAUGUCGGAUAUUUUGACGAGGAUUUGGAGUUCUUUAUCGUUGAUCGUCUGAAGGAACUGAUCAAGUACAAAGGGUACCAGGUACCACCUGCCGAACUCGAAGCAAUCUUGCUGACCAACCCGAAGGUGAAAGAUGCCGCUGUGGUUGGUUUACCAGAUGACAUGGUAGGGGAGCUUCCGUUGGCCUUCGUCGUCAAACAGGACAACGUUUCGAUCGAUGAAGAAGAAAUCAAAAAUUACGUUGCUGCUAGAACUUCUCCGGCGAAAAGAUUACACGGAGGCGUUCGAUUCGUAGAGGCAAUUCCGAAAAAUCAGAGCGGAAAAAUUUUACGAAAAGACCUCAGAGCACUGCUCCAGAAACCUAAAUCUAAGCUGUAGAACACUAACGUCGGGUAUGGGUAUGUUUAACCAGUAAGGUGUGGUUUUAUU
This is a messenger RNA of Malaya genurostris, 2005 nucleotides long. RefSeq lists its product as uncharacterized. Gene Ontology annotation, biological process: fatty-acyl-CoA biosynthetic process; long-chain fatty acid metabolic process. Lineage: Eukaryota; Metazoa; Arthropoda; Insecta; Diptera; Culicidae. The transcript is spliced from 4 exons. Gene Ontology annotation, molecular function: long-chain fatty acid-CoA ligase activity. The record is from RefSeq and is a predicted model, not a curated record. The coding region runs from base 299 to 1954 and encodes 551 amino acids.